CGUUUUGUCAGGUUAUUUUUAGUACCUUUCAAUGCUCUUGUCAGCCGGCCGUAAUUUUGUUCGUGUUUUCAGUUCGCGCUCCAUUGCAACUUGUGGUGCUAGAAUGGCGAGCGAAGUGGAAAAAGCCCAGUCGGCAGCCGCCAGUGAGGAUACAAUCUUCGGCAAGAUUUUGCGCAAGGAGAUUCCAUGCAAGUUUAUCCACGAAGAUGAUAAGUGUGUGGCCUUCCAUGAUGUGGCUCCGCAGGCACCAACCCACUUUCUGGUGAUCCCACGGAAACCGAUUGCCCAACUCUCGCUGGCCGAGGACUCCGAUGCCGACAUCUUGGGACAUCUCAUGCUGGUUGGUCGUAAGGUAGCCAAGGACUUGGGCCUCGAGGAGGGCUACCGUGUGGUAAUCAACAAUGGCAAACACGGCGCUCAGUCUGUUUACCACUUGCAUUUGCACUUCCUCGGCGGUCGCCAGAUGAAGUGGCCGCCUGGCUAAGAUCCUCUGGCAGCUUAUCGCCUGGAGAUCCGAUCUUGGGGACACAAUGAACUCUUAAAAGAUUUAUCUAAAUAAAUAUAAAAAACAAAACAGUCA
Molecule: messenger RNA, 580 nt
Organism: Drosophila serrata
Lineage: Eukaryota; Metazoa; Arthropoda; Insecta; Diptera; Drosophilidae
Gene: HINT1
Product: histidine triad nucleotide binding protein 1
Molecular function (GO): catalytic activity
Source: RefSeq, a predicted model, not a curated record